Dioscorea cayenensis subsp. rotundata (Guinea yam) is the source of this 866-nucleotide messenger RNA. Its product is annotated as probable U3 small nucleolar RNA-associated protein 11. Gene Ontology annotation, biological process: rRNA processing. The record is from RefSeq and is a predicted model, not a curated record. NCBI's taxonomy places the organism in Eukaryota, Viridiplantae, Streptophyta, Magnoliopsida, Dioscoreales, Dioscoreaceae. The transcript has 6 exons. Gene Ontology annotation, cellular component: small-subunit processome; nucleolus. Bases 70 to 555 code for a protein of 161 amino acids.
AUUAUGCUCGGAGUAUAGAAAUUGAGGGAGAAGGCAGCGUUCAAAAACCCAGAUGAGUUCUCUUUUGCCAUGAUCAACACUAGGAUGGUUGAUGGAGUUCAUAGACCCAAGAGUGAGACUAAGUAUACACAAGAGGAACUUCUGGUGAUGAAAACACAAGAUAUUGGUUAUGUUCUUCAAAAGCUUCAAAGUGAGAAGAAGAAAAUUGAUCUACUGAGUUCUGCACUUCAUCUUUUGGAUAAUCAACCCCCAAACAAACAUGUUCACUUUGCUGAAGACAGGGAGGAAGCUAGAGAAAUUAAGUCGAGGCCAUCACAAAAUAGCAAGCCUGUUUUUGAAGAUGUUCCAAAACGGAUUAAAAAGAAAAUGGCUGCUUCUUACAAAGAGCUUGAAGAAAGGAAGAAAAGGGUUCAAGAAUUGGAAAAAUUGUAUAAUGACAUGUCUUUGCAGAAGGAAUUGCAGAAACCUGGACGGAAACGCAAACUCCGUGAAGAUGAGGUACUUGAUCCUUCUUCCAGGCCAGUAUAUAAAUGGCGUGCUGAACGUAAACGAUAAAAAUUAUGCAGAGACUUCACUGCUUGAUCUGGUGAGAAAUUAACUCACCCUUUGGAAACAUGGACUGGGACCUUAAGUACAUUUUUGAAUCAAGAUGCAAUUGCAAUUGAAGAUGAAGGAGAUCAAGCUCCAAUAUUCUGCCUGCUUAAAGUAGAUUAUAUUGUUGUGUUUUUCCCCGGUUGCCAAAUCAAACAUAUGUUGUUAUCGACUAUCAAAGUAUUUAACUCGUACUAGUUCCAUGAUUUCACAUGCGAUAUUUAUAGACUUAAAACAAUAAACUAAAAAUAGUCACCAAUUUGGUUGCAUGUUCA